AUGGAUUUAUUAGUGUCAAAAGUAUUAAAGAAAGUAUUAUCUAAUUACAUUAAAUCAUGUCCUGACCUUGGAAGUGGAAAUGAUAUUAAACUUGGAACAAAUAGUUCUGUUCAAUUAAGAAAUGUCCAGUUAAAAGAACAAGUUAUUGGUAAAAUGAUGAUGUUACCAAAAGCUAUUGAAAUUGAAAGUGCAGAAUGUAAUGAAAUGAAUGUUACUGUUCCAUUAUCAUUAAUGAAAAAACCUAUUAUAAUUGAAAUUGAUGGGGUUCAUGCUUCAGCAAAAGAAGUUGACACAGAAAAUAAAACAAAAACUGUUGUAAUAAUUAAAUCAACAACAAAGAAGUCAAAAAGACAAAUUAUAGAUACAAUACUUAUUAAUGUUAAUAAUUUUAUAUUUGAAUAUCAAAGUAAAGAUGUGAAAAUAAUUAUUUCAUUUGAAUCAUUUUGUUCUUAUUUUGCAGAUAAGAAUUUUAAAAAAAUUAGUGAAAUUGGAACAGAAGUUGCUGAAAACAAUGUAUUUACUUUAAGAAGAGUUGUUGAAAUAAAAAAUUUUAAUAUGAGAGUAAUUAAAAAUAACAAAGAAUUCUAUUUAAUUAGAAAUAUGAAUAUUGAUGGUAAAAUUACUCAAAUUAGAGAUGAAGAUACUUACCAAUUAAUAGAAACAAAUGUGUCUUUAAAUAUUAAUAGAUUAAGACUUGUUUUAUUAACUGAAGAGUAUAUGACUACUUCAUCAUUUAUAUCUCAUUUUAUUAGUAUUUAUACUUCUUCUUUAUUAUUUAGAAAUGAUGGUAUUAAACAAAAACAAGAUCAUUCUGGAAAAACUAUUAUUUCUAUAAGAUUAGGAACAUUUGAAAUAACUGUUAAAAAUGAAGGUGCUACUGAAAUAUUAAGACUUGUUACAGAACAAUUUCGUUCAAAUAUUUCAAUUGAAAAUAGUCAAAAUACUCAUUGUAUUAAUUUUUCUAGUGGUGUUGGAAUGGUUGAAAUGAUUUAUGAAUCGAAUGGAAUAGGAAAAAGAGUAUUAAGUGCUUUUGGAGAUAAUGUAUUUAACACUAGAAUUAAUGUAAUAAUUAAUGAAGGAAUACUUAAUAAAAUAACAAUGAACAUUUCAUUAGAUGGAAUUGAAAUAUCAUUUGAAAGUGCUGUUGUUUUAAAAUUGAUUGAUUUUAUUAAGUUAACUAUUAUAGAUAAAUUAAAUAACUCUCAACAAGAAAAACAAAUUAAACAACAAUCUGAAAGCACUAAAAAUUUUAUAGAAGUAUCAAAAUUGAUUGUUAACCUUCUUAGAAAACAUUUAACUGUCAUAGCUCAAAAGUGUGGUCUUAACUCAUUUAUGGAUAUUGUAGAAAGAUUAGACAUGACAGUCCAAAUAAAGAAUUGUAUUUUGAGUAUUCCAUUUGAAGAGGGUGGUGGUUGUAAUAUGUAUAUUGAAGGAAUAGAAUUUAAUAAUUCACCAAAAUUUUUAAAUUUAACAAUGAACAAAUAUUCUAAAGAAGUUAUACAAAGGGAUCUUAAUUAUGUUAAAGAUGGAAGAAAAAUUAAAUAUACAGUUGGUAUUGAUGGUAUUAAAAUUAUUCAUGUUAAUGAAAAAGGAGAGAAAAAUGAAAUUGUUUCACCAAUAAAAGCUAUUUUUAAUGGAGUAACUGAAUAUGAGCAUAGUCCUAUACCUUUAAUGAUUGGAUUUGAAGGUAUUAUAACAAAUAUUCAAAUUAAUUUAAAUUCUAUGAUUUAUUUAUCAUUAAAUAAAUAUUUCACUCAAUUAUUUAAAUCAAUUAAUAAUGCUAUUGGAGAACAAUUUAAUCAAAUUGCAAAAGAAGUGUCUUCAAAAUCAACAAGUAUUAUUGAUUCAACAAUUUCAUUUUUAAAUAAUUAUUUAUUACCUUUAUUAGAUAAAAGGGAUGUACCAACAUUAUGUUCAAGUAUUAUAAUAAAAAAUGGUUCAUUUGAAUUACCUUUUACAACAAUAUUAAGUGUAACUCCAAAUGAAAGUACAUCUGAAUUUAUCUUUAAGAAUUUAUCAUUUGUAUGUGUUGGAGAUUCUCUCCAAAGAGGAUUUUGUUUAUUUAUGGAUAAUUGUAAAUCAAAUCAUGUUGAGAAAAUAUUAUCUCCAUUUAGUAAUAUAAUAACAAAACCAUUACCACAAGAUGAACAUUCUAUUUCUAUUUCAACAAAUUAUGAUGUUGGUUGUUUAUUAAGUAAACCAAAACAACUUCAUUUUAAGAUAUCAUUAUAUGGGUUAGAAUUAAGAUUUGAUUCUCUCUUUGGAAUUGAUAUAAAAGAUUGGAUUAUAUCAUUCAUAGACCAUCCUGAACAUAUUAAAACAACUACUAAGUCUUUACUUAAUAAUUAUAAAGAAACACGUAAAUUAGAAAAGAAGCCAGAAAUUGAAAAAAUAAAACAAUUCAUUAAAAGUAUUUAUCAUGGAUUUACUUGUUCUCUUUCAUUAUCAGAAUGUAGUUUUGAUUGUGAAGAUGUACAAUCAAAGGUAUCACUUAGUUCACAAAGUCUCCUUGUUGAACAAUGUAAUGACUAUACUCAAAAAUUGUCUUCAGAACUUGCAGAAAUUCAAAUGAAAAAUUUCAUGUUAGCAGAGCAAAAAGAAGAGUUAACAAGACAAAUUGCUCAAUUUUCUAAGAAAAAGUGA
Molecule: messenger RNA, 2643 nt
Organism: Entamoeba histolytica HM-1:IMSS
Lineage: Eukaryota; Evosea; Mastigamoebida; Endamoebidae
Exons: 2
Coding region: 1-2643 (880 amino acids)
Source: RefSeq, a predicted model, not a curated record